Messenger RNA from Hypomesus transpacificus, 3114 nucleotides. RefSeq names its product microcephalin 1 (gene mcph1). The coding region runs from base 399 to 2867 and encodes 822 amino acids. The record is from RefSeq and is a predicted model, not a curated record. NCBI's taxonomy places the organism in Eukaryota, Metazoa, Chordata, Actinopteri, Osmeriformes, Osmeridae. Gene Ontology annotation, biological process: mitotic cell cycle. The transcript is spliced from 15 exons.
UAGUCUAUCUCAUUAAUUAUGUUCGCUACAAUUUACUUCUUAGCAUCUAUAGUUUAGAUAAUAGUUCUGUUAUUUCUAGUGACGAAGUACCCUUGUUAUUUCCCUUAAAUAUUUAGCCUAAUAACUACUAGAUUGCUUGAGCUUAUGCUAACCACGUAGGCUCACUUCGACUAACUCAUUUAGAUAGCCGGCAAGUGAUCUUAAAUAAUUUAAAAAACAAAUUAUCGCUAAGUUACUCGGUGUACACGUCGGUGCAGCCCUUUUGCUAGCUAAACGCUGUCAUAAAAUGACAAUGUGACUUUGUGGACGUUGAGCGGUCAGUGGAUUCCGUGAAAUUGUGUAAAGAUGUAUGCAAGGUCCUUGAUGGUGACGUCCAGAGAAACAACAAGUGGCUAAUCAUGACCAAUAACGUUGGCUGUAUCCCUACUAUAUUGAAAGAUGUUGUCGCCUAUGUUGAUGUGUGGUCAUCCAGUAAAACGGAGAACUACUCUAAACCUUUUAUCGAGCUGUUGCAGGAAAUGGGAGCAGAAGUCACAAGAAGAUUCAACAAACAAGUUACGCAUGUAGUCUUUAAAAAUGGCCAUCAAGCCACAUGGAACAGAGCCAAGAAAACUGGUGUAAGACUGGUGUCUGUCCUCUGGGUGGAAAGGUGUAAAGAUGAAGGUGAACAGGUGGAUGAAGAGUUGUGCCCUGCAUUAAAUGAGGAAGUCAAUCCUGCCUUCAAGAAAAGAACCCAUCGUUGCAUGCAGCCUAGAGAGACACCCGAGAAGACCCCUGAUGGUGACAAACGCAUGAAGAAAAAGCUAGACAAGAUGAUGAAAGAACUGGUGCCGGCCAAACCUCUCAUUACAGACGUGUCUCCUUUCAUCAUUGAUGAAGAUAAUGGGAUAGUUUACAGCCCCACUUUAAAAAGGUCGGACUCAAUGGCUCAGCGUCUGAAAGUAAUGAAAGAGAAGAGAGAAAAACUUUCACCCACAGCUUCACAGUUGGUAGAGUCAGAAUUAUCCUCUGACUGGAAACCUUCUCUUGAUAGUACACCCACAUGUACUUUCCCUCAGGUGCUUGAUAAUGAAUCAUAUGAUGACUUCAGCUCAUCUUCUGGGGCUCUGGUGAGAUCUGGCAAGAAACAGAAGACACAACAGAAACGCUGGCAGUCGCCUUGCAGUGACGUCCCACCAAAACAGAAAUCGUCCAUUUAUUCUCUUCCUGGUUUGUCAGAUGAAGUUAAAGAGUGCAAAGAAAGUAGAAAGCCAAGGAAAACUUCAGUAAAAAUUGUUCCCGUCAAGGUAGACAUGAUUUUUGGAUCCCCUGUGAAUUGCAGUCCAAAGGGGAGGCAUAGUGGACAAUCAGUGUUAGAAUCUGACAGCCUGGGCAACAGAAAACAUGGAUGUUCAUCUAGCGCAUCUAAAGAACUGAUAAGUACUUUUUCAAACAGUAGAAGAACAAAGUCCAAUGCAAACAAAGAACUGGAGAGUGAAAGUAUUCCUAGUUGCUCAGCAACAUCCACAUUCACACCGGAGAGUGGAUUGCCUCAAAACAUGUCUGGGGACAUUUUCCUUCCGUUACUAAAAGGGGGUGAACAAAGAUCCAAGCGUACCCGACCCUCUGGUUCUCCCAUAGCACAAUCCUCUGCAGAUCUUGUUGACUCUCCAAGUACUGUUCACACCUGUACCAAGGAGGAGCAGGAUGGUUUUGAUGAUUUCUUCUCUCCAGCUAACCACCCCCAGAGGCAACGCAAAGAACCCCUUUCACGCUGCUUGUCCUUAGGGACCAUGGUCCAGAUCCCCUUUAACCUUGAGUCUAGCCCUGGGAAGAGGAAGAAACGUAGGAGUGUAUCUGCCGGGUCAACAUUGACCCAGGUGAAAAGGAGGAAACAAGAUAAUAAGCUGGAUACAAACAAACACUCCUGUCAGCCUGCUAAUGUCAGCAGUGUCUUAGAUCAACAAAUGCCUCUUGGCAAGGCUGCAAAGUGGAUUCUAACCUCUACAGACCAUAAUAAUAUUAUAACAACAUUGGCUAAAAAACAAAUUAGACAGAGCUCAUUAUCAUUUGCUCAGAUUAAUGAAUCAUCUACUGGAUCUGUCACGACUAAGCCUUCAUUGUGUCAUGCUACUUCAAAAACCUGUGUAACUGUGGCUGGAGAAGACUUGGAAGAGCACAGAAGUCCAGACCAUCUGGAAACUGUUGGCAGAGGAACUGAGUGUGAUGCGGCUGAUACUGCUGCCAUGUCAGAGAGAAUAUGUGAGCAGAAAAGACAAGUUAAUGAGAAGGCCAAGAGAAUGGACACAAAAACUAAGACGAUGAGAACACUGGUCAUGACAAGCAUGCCAACUGAGAAGCAGCACAUUGUGAUCCAGGUGGUUAGAAACCUAGGUGGGUUCAGCGUGGUGGACAGUGUGUGUGAGAGCACCACCCACGUGGUAUCAGGAGGCCACAAACGCACUCUCAAUGUCCUCCUGGGAAUUGCCAGGGGCUGCUGGAUACUGUCUUUCAAAUGGAUUUUGUGGUGUUUGGAACAAAGACAAUGGAUUCCAGAAGAACCAUAUGAACUCUCAGACCAUUUCCCUGCUGCACCUAUCUGCCGUCUUCAGCAGCAUCUGUCUGCAGGGGAACACCAGCAGGAUCUCUUUCUCAGCCAGCCAACCAUGUUUGUUUCCCAGCUCUCGCAGCCACCCAGACAUAGCCUGGCGGAGCUCAUCCAGCUAUGCGGGGGCACCGUCUGCAAGACAGUCCGCCAGGCAGGCCUUUGCAUUGGGGAGCACAGGGGCAAAAGACCCGAGGGCAGCAAGAUCCUGUCGGAACAGUGGGUGCUGGAUUGUAUUACAUAUCUCAAGCAACUUCCCUAUGACAACUAUGAACUGCAGUGAAAAAUCCCACGUACUAUUAUUUUGGACUGUUACGAUACGAACUGUGACAAGGUCAUGGAAUGUUACAUGGACAAAGUCACCUGUGCUGGACCUAAAGACACUCAGAAGGAGAAUACAGAGACCCUACCUAUACAUUUGUUUACAAUAACCUUUUCCAUGAAUGUAACAAAAGGUGUUACCAUCGUUUUCUGUAAAUCCAGCUUUCAAUGUAUUGUGUUGUUGUACCUAUCUUAAUAAAACAAUGUCU